CGAGAGGAGGCGAGCUUACCGAGGUCUCAAUGAUAGUUUGCAAACCGGCCUGUCAAUUCGCCAACUCUUUUCGGAUUAUGUUAAUUAUAUUGUAUGCCGGGUUCCAUUCAAAUGUGGUGCAUUGAUGUCAAUCUUUUGGUAGGGAUGAAAAGAGACCGCCCUUUUCACCAAUGUUCGAAAGCUCGAAAAUGGAUCAAAUACUUCCGAGCGUGAAGGGAAAUUCAAAGAAGCUACCAUCGAAGCCGAAGAGCUAUUCGGCGAGAUUAAGGAUGUCCGCGAUGAAUUGUGUAUUAUCAAAUCAAUCGUGAAGUAUCAAAGCAUUGUCGAGCGGAAACUCUAUGGCAAAGACCUACCAUAUUUCGACCUUACUACAAGCUACAUCCUCAACGAUACCGCCGAAAUGGAGAGACUUGCAAAUAGGAUUCAGUCUGCCGCAAGCCUUCCGUUUAUUGAAGAUUGAUUACAAUGGUCACUUAUAUGCAAUGAAUUUAGGUCACUUCGACACUCUCAUUACUACAAAGCGAGAUGGCAAACCAGAGCAAUCCGUAAAACAAGGUGAUAGUAUGAUGGCGUUCACACUGAUUACUAUUAUAUUUCUGCCGCUGUCAUUCCUUAGCUCUUUAUUCGCACUUGACGUUGAGUCGUUCCAAAAAGCUCCUGCCUGGACUUUUGGGAUCAUUUUCGGGGUUUCUUUGGAAUUUACCGCCCUUACGAUCUACGCCCUUUACUUAAAUCGGUAUGUAGUUGCAAUAGCCAAAUCCAUCUGCAUGUAUAUCAAAAAACAUACCAAGAAGCAACACAGCGAUAUACAGGAGCAGUUCGGCAGGAAUGUCGAAAAUCACCAUGGUAAAUUCCACAUAUUGAAAGAUUUAGUUAUAUCUUAACGUUAAGGAAGUGAAUGUGCUUCAGAUAUAUUUCACGAUGCUAACGUGUAUAAAUGUCGUGGAGAAGAAGAAGAAGAAGAAGAAGAAGAAGAA
Molecule: messenger RNA, 977 nt
Organism: Daldinia decipiens
Lineage: Eukaryota; Fungi; Ascomycota; Sordariomycetes; Xylariales; Hypoxylaceae
Exons: 3
Coding region: 339-884 (181 amino acids)
Source: RefSeq, a predicted model, not a curated record